ACUGUUCCAUCAACCCAGUCUUAGACAGUCUACUUUUUGCAGUGUGAUGCCUCCCUCCCUCUCCUUCCCUCUGCUGGCUUGGGCCCCAGAACCGGCGUAAACCAUCAACAGUAUGUUCGCAGGCUCAGGCUGUGUACUAGGAAACAUGAGCAGGGUGAGAUAUUCAGAGUCCCGGGCUGCGCGGAGCAGGCCGCUGGAUAAAGCGGAGGAGGAGACGGCGGUCCGUGUGGUUUGAGCUCAGGAUCUCAGGACGGGAACAUGUGAGCAGGGAAUGGGCGACUGGAAACAGGAUUAUUGUUAUACACAGCAGAGAGACGCAGGAGGGGCGCGGGACAGGAGAGACACGGGGACACUGUGACACACCCGAGGAGAUUUGUUUUAUUUUUUAUUUUUGCGCAACAGAGAAAUCGGGGGAAUAUCUGGCCAAAGAUGAACACCAUUGUGUUUAACAAGUUGAGCAGCCAGGUCCUAUUUGAGGAGAAGGCGAAGGAGGUCGAAAUGAGCAGCAGAAAUUACCUAGAAGUCAUCGACGGGCAACAUCCAGACCUCCUCUCCAGCAACCAGACCAUCAGAGACAACCAGGCCAUCAGACACAGGCGGAGCGGAGGUCGACCCAGCGGCGGUAAAGUGCGACACAAGCGCCAGGCCCUGCAGGAUAUGGCGCGACCGCUCAAGCAGUGGCUCUACAAGCACAGAGACAACCCCUACCCCACCAAGACGGAGAAAAUCCUGCUGGCCCUCGGCUCACAAAUGACCCUGGUGCAGGUCUCCAACUGGUUUGCCAAUGCCAGGAGGCGACUGAAGAACACAGUGAGGCAGCCAGACCUGAGCUGGGCGCUCAGGAUCAAGCUCUACAACAAAUAUGUGCAGGGCAACGCAGAGAGGCUGAGCGUCAGCAGCGACGACAGCUGCUCAGACGAUGGGGACAACCCUCAGAGGACACAGAGCCGCCCCGAGGAGCUCAACAAGCCCAUGUACCAGAGUGUCAUCAAGAAGGAAGGCUCCUCCAUGGUGGGCAUGGCUAUGGGUAUGGGAGCGGGGCUGCGCUCGGCCGCCGAAGCCGCCUCACUGGCCGAGGACUACGUGUCUCCGCCCAAGUACAAGAGCAGCCUGUUGCACCGCUACCUGAACGACUCGCUGCGCCACGUCAUGGUGGCCAACGCUGUCAUGGACGCUCGCAAGAGGAACCACUCCGGCUCCUUCAGUUCCAACGAGUACGACGAUGAGCUGCUCUCGCCGUCCUCCUCUGAGGCUGAAGCAAAUUUUGUUUAUCGGGCUGAAACCACGGACCAUGGAUCAAGUAAAUGUGACAAUGGCAGCGGUGGCGUCGGAGCUGCGCAGAAAGAGAAGGUGAAGGGCAAAGACGAGACGUACUGGAAGGAGAUCAACGCCGCCAUGGCCUUGACCAACUUGGCGCAGGGGAAGGACAGCGUCUCCGGGACCACCAGCUGCAUCAUCCAAAAGUCCUCCCAUAUAGCAGAGAUCAAGACUGUUAAAGUGCCGCUGAUGCAGAAAUAUUAGCCCUGACGUCAUCCUCCCGUCUCUCUAUGCAAACCAGCAAACAUUCCUGUUUCAGCAAACUCGCCGGAGUCCAAAUAAACUCCCCCUGAAAUAAAAAGAGGACUGUUGUUUUAGGAUGGGGGGUGUUUGAGGCGAGGAAGUGUGGAACAAAAAGAGAACUCAUUCUUUUUGGUUGUUAUUGGUGUCUAAAAAGUGCAAAAGAGGCCUCGAUCAUCCUUUUCUCUGCUGGGUUGAUGUGCGACAGACAAGUGUUGAUGAUAGUUUCACUGCAGUAUUUCCUAAAACAAGACACUUUUGUAAUAUUAACUUAUUUUUGAUGAGUCUGAUUUUUUUAUUUCCUCUUUUUUUAUGCUACAAAAUUUGUAUUUUGCCAAAGUGCCUUCGUUCUUCAGACGAAUAACUCACCGACUGUGGUCAAUGCAAAGUACAGAUACUGAGGUGCCUCUUUGGAAUUUGUGAAGGAUUAUUUUACUAAGUUUAGAGUCACAGUCAUGAUUCAGGAUGUGUUUUGUGAAUGAAAAACUCCCCACAACAGCAUGUGCCUUAAAGACUGAAUGAGCUCACCAUCCGAGGCACUGAUGAACUCAAAUAGCACACACACGCAGAUACACGCUCUCUUUCAAAAUGCCCAGCCGUAAUUCCUUGAAGGCAUUGUGCUUAUUUUGACUGGACUCUUCAUUUUGACUGUAAACGGAACAAUGUUUUGUCUCAGUCAGACUCUCGAUGCUGGCAGGCCAACAAUAACUGUUGGAUAAAUUGCUCUAACGUGAGCAGAAGAUCGAUAAGCAGCCAGCGUUCUCCACCUUGUCCACAUCUCGGACUUGGAUUUCAUUAACGAGUGAAGGAUUCCUUUCUUAUCGGGGCUUUUAGUUGUUGAAACGUGCACAAAGCUGGACUCAAAUGAAGUCACGUUCACUCAGGCGGUGACACAGAUGUACGUAGAUCCACAGGCAUGCUUUAAGGUUCAGUACAGUAUCUGUUCCAGCAGGAGAAUGACAUGACCUAAAAGGGAUGUUUUUGCUUUGCAUUAUCAGUGUUUUAUGUGGACAGUGUUGCCUUUUCACAUGUUUGUGCUCAGAACAAGAUAGUCCGGAGUGAACAAAAAAAAAAAAAAAAAAAAAAAAUCCACCACCAGCUCCCCCAGCCUUUUGAUCCUCAGCCCUCUCAGCUGUUUAGCAUUACAUUCAAAUUGCUGUUUACAAGAAGCCAGAGGAUAGACUUAAAAGUUUGACUUUCUACCCCUAGCUUUUUUUUUUUUCGUGUGUCUUCAAAAAUACAUUUCAGUAUUAUCUCUUUGUCGGCCAAGCAAGUGUUCAAAGUAUUUGUUAUUGUCAGUCUGUAUAUGUGUGGCCAAUUGUUUUUGAUCAAACUUUUGUACUUGGUUUCACUUAACCGUACCGCAUUAAGAGCUUCUUUUGUCAUCCAGUGGAAAGAGUCUUUUUUUUUUUUUUUUUUUUUUUUUUAUAGAAAGUACUUUUGUACGGUGCAUAUGUUAUAAACGUUUGCGGCGACAGAUGCCAAGUUCACAAACUGGGGAAAUCAAGUUGGACUUAUGGGAGAAACUGAAGUUGGCUCUCUGUGCUGACUUUUUAAUUUUAUGUAUAUCUUCAAGGUACUGUUUAUGUGUGUCAAAAUGUACACUCCUUCAUAAAUUGUGCAGUUUUAAUUUUUUGACAACCCAGACUAUGCUUAUGGUCAAGGACUUGGGGAAGGAGUGAAGCUGCACAAAAUGACUUUUUGACCUUUUUUGUGUGUCUUGAAUGUGCAAACUGUUUAAAAAAAAAAAGCUGCACUUACAGUUCUUGGUUUUAAAUCAGAAAACACAGCCUGUUUUUACGUGAAGUUGAAGAGAAGUAAAAGAAAUGAAGGACAACCCUUUAUUAUUCCCGUUACCGUGCCUAUGGAAGUAUAAUGAAAUGAAUCGCACUAGCCAAUCCCCAGGCACUAUUUGCUUAUGCAGUGGGGGUUGUGGGCUCCCACAUGUGUUUUUUAUACACCUGAUCCAGGCAGGGUAGCUGCGGGGUAGUGCUGGGCCCGCUCCUUGUGUUUCUAAUCGCACCUCUGAACCUCUGGACCACUCGGGACCCUCACACCUCACACGAUACCCGCUCGCUGGGAAGAGACAGAGCGAGUGAAGGAGGUUUCAGAGACAACAGAGCAGCCUUUGUUGUUGCUACCUGCAAUCACUCCCCAACAACAAGACAAAUACUAACAAAGGGGUUUCUACGGCCAAGACUUUGGUACUGUACAUGCCUUUCUCCAGCACAAACCCUGCUUUCACAACCAUGCCGACAAAUGGAAAGCAACGGUAUGUAUUAAAGCCUAUAAAUUAUUAUUACGGACUUUGUAAAAGACAAAGAAAAUUGUGACCAUAGUUUGUUUUUUUAUUGUUAAGUUAUAUAAAUUGAGAUUUUUUUUGUUUGUUGUUUUGAUAGAGACUGGAUUUCCAAUCCAAUGACCAAAUGCAUAUCUCCUUGUAUUGUCCAAUUUGCUCUCAUGUAAAUUUUCUUUUAUAAAACAGUUGUUACUUGGUCAAAGCAAUGAAUAAACCUCUGA
Molecule: messenger RNA, 4077 nt
Organism: Thunnus maccoyii (southern bluefin tuna)
Lineage: Eukaryota; Metazoa; Chordata; Actinopteri; Scombriformes; Scombridae
Gene: mkxa
Product: mohawk homeobox a
Exons: 7
Coding region: 430-1521 (363 amino acids)
Biological process (GO): regulation of transcription by RNA polymerase II; cell development; muscle organ development
Cellular component (GO): nucleus
Molecular function (GO): RNA polymerase II cis-regulatory region sequence-specific DNA binding; DNA-binding transcription factor activity, RNA polymerase II-specific
Source: RefSeq, a predicted model, not a curated record